Messenger RNA from Hippocampus zosterae (dwarf seahorse), 2417 nucleotides. RefSeq lists its product as uncharacterized. The record is from RefSeq and is a predicted model, not a curated record. Bases 312 to 992 code for a protein of 226 amino acids. The transcript is spliced from 8 exons. Lineage: Eukaryota; Metazoa; Chordata; Actinopteri; Syngnathiformes; Syngnathidae.
AUUGUUCACGAGAAGGGGCGUUCAUGGCUCUCGAUGACAGACUGCGGCUGCACGGCUGGCACUGGCAGGGCGUGGAUUGGGGGGCGGGAGGGGUUGUCGCUUCGAUGGAUCCAUCCGACCAACUGCUAAAAUAGCACCCCGAACAUCAGCGGUCCAGACAAUAUAUUUACAUGUAUAUUUUGCGACUGUUUUGACCAUCGCACACUCGGACGCACCAUCGCCGCUCCAAACAUGCGUAAACUAGGCGCUUCGUAGUUCUUUCCACCUGUGCUCUGCGUGGAUUUAGUAGCUUCACUAAUGUGAUUUUUAAGAUGGCAGGAUGCUUAUCUGAGCCGCUUUGUCAGCCGAACACCUUCCACGAGGCGUUUAAAGUGGAGCUACAGGUGAAGAGACCAAUGAUGCCGCUACACCUGAGCCCAGAACAGGUGGCUGUGGAGAUGCUGUGUCUCUGUGGGCAGCUGGACCUCCUCAUCAGGGUGCAGAUGCAGGAGUUCCAGGAACAAUUAAGACAAGGCUGUAGCCCAGAGGAGUCAGACACCUUCCAGGCUCAAGGAUCGGAGAUUCUCGACCAGAUGCUGCAGUGCCUUGAACAUCUACCAAAGCCGAUGCCACAACUGGAGGACUACCUGGAUACAAUGGGUUUGUCUGAAAUGUUUCCUCGUGUGGAGGUUUUCCUCAUCCAAGGCUGUCCAGUGGACAUGCUGGAGAGGCCACCAAUGGAUGACUAUUUCUCCCACAUCGCCAAACUGAAUCAGCUGCUUGUGCUGAGUCAGCAGCUCGAGGAGGACAUCAGGCACCUGGGAAGUCACAAAUACAUCGCCCACCAGCUCUCCGUUAUAUACCAAGUAGUCAGCUCUUUCCAAAGCGUUGACAUCUUCUCUGAGACAAAGAAAGACAUUGAAGCCAACUUCAAGAAGAUGAAAGAGUCUCUGGUGGUGGAGGAAGGCUCCAGGCACGAACCUCAGCUGGCUGCUCAUUAUAUCCACUGGUGAGUUCAAGUGUAUCAUGUAACACGGAGGAGGGGAAUGUUUCAGGAAAGUACUAUAUAUUGCAUAUGACAAUAUAGGAUGCAACGAUGUAAAUGCUGUAUAGUUGUCAUAUUGUAUACUUCAUGAUUCUGUUUUACUGUUCUUAUAAUCAGAGUCAUAGCCUGUGCAUACCUGUAAAAACAUUUAUGUCAACAUCAACCUGUAUUUAUGUAUCACCUCAUGCUUCACACACAUCGUAAAACUAUACAAUGAAUAGUAAAGUGAACUUGUGGAUUUAACCAUUCAUCCAGCCCUUAUCUGAAGCGCUUACUUCUUAUACUUAAUAAAAAUUUAAAAUAUUUUUGCAUGGAGGACUUUUUUUUCUUUUUGGGAUGGGGGGAACAACAUUUAUUUAUUUUUUUGUGGCAAACGCAUAUUAGCUGUAUAACCUUGCUGAUUCAAGAUUUUGUUUGGGAAAAAAUCCUCACUUAUUUUUAUUGCAAUUAUAACGGGUAUCAAUUAUAUAUUUUCGUUACUCGGGGACGCCCCGGUACAUAUUUACAUUUUUUGGGAGGGGACUUAUCCGACUUUGUACUGUGCUGCUCAAGUCUGGUCCCCGAGGGCCCCUAUCCAGCCUAUUUUAGAUGUUUCCAUGCUCUAACACACCUGAUUCAGGACCUAUAUCAGGCUUCUUCAGAACUUGCUGAUGAGUUGAUCAUUUGAAUGAGGAGUGUUAGAUGAGGGACACAUCCAAAACAGGCUGGAUUUGGCUCUUGAGGACUGGAUUUGGGCUUCACUGUCCUAAUACCGCCCUGCAAUUGGCUGGCAACCGAUUCAGGGUGUCCCCUGCCUACUGCCCGGAGACAGCUGGGAUAGGCUCCAGCACCCCCCGCGACCCUAGUGAGGAUCAAGCGGCUCGGAAGAUGAAUGAAUGAAUGAAUGAAUGUCCUAAUACCACAUCACAAUUAUAGAAACCACUACUAUACAAAAACGUGCAUGUUAAAAGUACACAACUGUGCUACGUACAUCAUCUGGAUCCAUUUAGAAUGAAGAUUGAUCUAAUAACGCAACAAAAAUAUUAACAAACGUAAGUACAUGCAUCAUAAUCACCAGAGAUGCUUAUUAAACGUAUUUGUGUCUGCUUAAGAUGUUUUGCUAGUCGCAGCUGGCCCUGUAAGGACACAUUUUACACCAGAUUAGUUUAAGAAACGGUCAAAUUGCUAAUUCACAAGUUCUUAACUGUUGUCACCCUGGGAUCCACAUUUUCUUAUUGUCGCUAACCGCGGGUACACACAAGGACAAUCGGGCUGUUUUUGUCCUGAUUUUGACUGCUUACCGUGGAUGUUUAUGCAAUUUUAAUUUGAUGCAAUCGGCAUUGUGCCUUUUACUUGUGGUUUUAAUAAUGAUGAAUCUAAUCCCUGUAAUAAAAUCUGAUCACCUGUACUCCUU